Messenger RNA from Neoarius graeffei (lesser salmon catfish), 1257 nucleotides. RefSeq names its product SERTA domain containing 2a (gene sertad2a). Gene Ontology annotation, cellular component: nucleus. The record is from RefSeq and is a predicted model, not a curated record. The transcript has 2 exons. Gene Ontology annotation, molecular function: transcription regulator activity. NCBI's taxonomy places the organism in Eukaryota, Metazoa, Chordata, Actinopteri, Siluriformes, Ariidae. The coding region runs from base 154 to 939 and encodes 261 amino acids.
UCAGUUCCAUUCCCAUCAGCGCUGAUGGAGUGAGAACACCUCCCUCUCUCCCUCUCUCUCUCUCUCUCCUCUAACUCAGUGAACUCGGCCAUGACUCCGCCGCGGUGGGAUUAAAGUGUCCGGAGGAUCAGUGUGUCCAGCGAUACCUGCCCCAUGUCGUGUACAGGUCUGAAACGAACACUGGAGCCAGAGGAUAAGGACGAGCCCAAUACCCAGCCCAAGAUGGCAGCCGUAUGGGCAGAGUCUUCCAUGGCGUACUCAUGGCAGAGGCAGACAGUUCUGCAGCUCUCGCUUCAGAAACUGUGCCAUGUUCCAUCUCUGGGCCGCCGCGUCCUCAUUACUAACACGCUCCGGCUCAUUCAGGAGGAAAUCAGCCACCAGGGGGCGCCGUGUCCGAGACCCCCGGCCGAACAGAACCAGAAAUUUCCACAGCAUCAAGCACUUGAAGUCAGUUUGACUCCGGCAUGGGUUCUAGAGCAGGACGGUGAGCCAGAUUUCUCUCCAGACGCUUCCAUUUCACCCAAGGAUGGGUUCGCCUCAACAUUACCAGAACUCAAUGAGCCAAACACCUCAUCAUCCUCUCUCUCUGAACCGGGUACAAAUGGAAUCGAAAAAGAAACUCCAAUGCAGACCAUCUGCCUUGAGCCUCACUUUGACUUUGUGCAGCCCACCUUAAACCACACCUCCUCACCAAUACACCCCUCCCCAUGCCCAGCAAUCCUUCCUGACCUCUCGCUGGACGAUUUCCUCUUCUCAGACCUUGACAACUUCCUGUGCGAGUUGAACCCUUGCACCUUGAACCUGAGUCCUGGUCAGGGUUCACAGUCAAAGGUUGUCUCCAUGGCAACGGAUGACCUCAUGAGGAGUUUGACAAACCAGCCACUCAAAACGGACCUCAAUGAACUGGAACACAUUAUGGAGGUGCUGGUUGGAUCGUAAGACCAGAAUUUAUUAAAGAAUUGGACUUGUAUAUUUAAAUUGCGAUUUUAAAAAAAUAAUUGUUCAAAAUAAGUCAGAUUAAACACCGCUAAAAACAUAAGGCAAAUUGAAUUACUGCAGUGUUGUGAAUUAUGGGCUGUGGUCCAACCCAGUCGCCAUGGAAACGAUUGUAUAUUUAUUUUCGCUUGUAUUUAUUAUAUGGCAGUUAAAACAGGGAUGUAAUAUAUGAGAUUUUUUCAGCUCUAUUUUUGUUUUAAGAGAUUUUACACUUUUAUAAAUAUGAAGGCACACUAUUUUGCUACUGAAAUGACUAUGAAA